CUGCAAUGCUUUACCUUUGACUAAGGAAAUGGAAACCGGCGGCAGUCCAAUGCUGGUUCAUGGACCACAUUGUCGAUCACCAUGAAAACCAUUCUGUUUAUGUUCAUACUGGUGCUCAUAGAAGAGGGAAGAGCACAAAACGCAGUCCGUGAUGCCUACAACAAAAACAACCCCCAAAAUAGAAAAAAUGGCGAGGAUCAAUCACAGUACGAGGCGUUUGAUAACUACAAGAACAGACUGGCUUAUACUGUCGUCGAUAGAGGAAAUUCCCAAGCUGCUGCUGGAAGCAAUAACUACGAGAACGUGAACGACGGCGAAGUAUCAGACUCCGGGACUGCGGGCAAGUUGCUACCAUUUCUCCAGGUUGAUGAUAUUGAUUCCGGCCUGUAUGAUGACCCCGAUGAUCUACCCCAAAACAGCUGCACUAGACCCUGUGUUGCCGGACAAACCCGUACCUGCUACUACAGAUUUGCUCUUGAACCAUACUCCGUGAUGGGAAAAGCUUGUAAUGACUGUUUGAACAACAUGACGCAGUGCUUUGCCAGAGGAUGUGUGACUGCCGACGGCUUUGAAAAGGCAAUUCUGACAAUAAAUCGACGUAUGCCAGCUCCGUCAAUUCAGGUAUGUCAAGGGGAUCUAAUCGUAGCGGAUGUGAAGAACCUAAUGCCCGGACGAAGCACAGUUAUUCACUGGCACGGCCUUCGGCAGAUAAAUGCCAAGUUCAUGGAUGGUGUCCCGAUGGUAACUCAAUGCCCCAUCACUGAGUCACAGAUUUUCCGGUAUACAUUUAGAGCAGAAGAACCAGGCCUGGACUUCUAUCAUUCGCACGAUGGUCUGCAAAAGGUGGACGGAAUUGUGGGAAGUUUCGUGAUCCGACAACCCAGGUCAGAAGAUCCCAACACGGACGAGUAUGAUUUUGACCUACCCUCACACGUGAUCGUGAUACAAGAUUGGUACCAUUUGAUGGCCGACGCUAUGUUCCCGGGGUUGAGGUUUAGGGACACUGAGCAGAUGGCGGCCAGUUAUCUGAUUCAGGGCAAAGGUCGUUACACCCUGAGCGACGGCACAUUACUCGCCAACACGCCCAUCGCAGAAUUCAACGUCGAGCGGGGUAAUCGCUACGUCUUCCGCAUCGUAGCCGGUACUUGUUUCGAGUGUCAGUACAUCUUCACGAUCGAGAACCAUGACUUCGUCAUCAUCGGCGCUGACGCCCAGUCAACCAAGCCUUACAGAGUGAACAGCCUGACAAUGUCUCCUGGUGAAAGGUACAGUGUUGUAGUCAACUGUAACAAGAACGUAGGCGCAUAUUGGAUUCAGGUCCGAACUGUGGGACUCUGCAACCAUAUGAGGGCACAACAAGUGGCCAUCUUGAGGUACAGUGGGGCCACAGGAAACCCUGCCUCAGCAACCCCUACUUUUGACGUCAGCCGAGUGAAUAAUCCUGGAUUGACGAUGAGCCCAGUGAACUCCCUCUGCACUGCCCAGACUAGACGUUCUGACGGUCCUUGUAUCCAUGAUCUACGCAGUGCCAGGAAUGCUCCGGCAAGGAUUCGAAAUGCUCAGCCCGACAUGAGACUAGUCUGGGGAUUUGGAUUUUACUUCUUCACAGACGAGGAACUCUAUAACUCCGGACAGUACCACAGGUUCUUGCAGUCUCCAUUCGAUCCUGUGGGGAGCACGGUGAAUGGCGUGGUGAAUAUGUUUCCUCCUUCACCCAUUCUAUCUCAGUUCAGCGACGUACCAAAGAACAUAAUUUGUCCCGCCCAGGGGUUCAGGGCAGACACAUGGAAUAGACAGCAUCGUGAGUGUGUCAACGUCAUGAAGGUGCCGGCAAACAGCGUUGUUGAAAUUGUUGCUAUUGAUAUAGCCAACCAUGAUCCGGCUGGUAUCUCUCAUGCCAUCCACUUACACGGCUAUGACAUGUACGUUUUGGAAAUGGGAGUGAUGAAUGGUAACGUACCAUUCAACCAGUCUUACGUUCAGCUGAUGAAUUAUCUCAAUUCCAACAAUCGGCGCAGCAUCCCCGUGGACGUGGUUACGAAGGAUACGUUUCCUCUUACAUCUGGAGGAUAUGUGGUUGUCAGAAUCUUAACCGAUAAUCCAGGAUACUGGUUCUUCCACUGCCAUUUCGCAUAUCACUUGGACAGCGGUAUGAGUGGUAUCCUUCAAGUGGGAGAACAAAAUACAUUCCCAUCCCCUCCCGCUGGUUUCCCAAAGUGUGGAGACUUUUUGCCCAUUCCGUAAUCUUGGUGCUGUAGAUAAUAAAAUCUUUUCGUCUCAAACUAAACAAAUAUAUUCAUGUCCUACAUA
This is a messenger RNA of Homalodisca vitripennis (glassy-winged sharpshooter), 2310 nucleotides long. Its product is annotated as laccase-2-like. The coding region runs from base 82 to 2244 and encodes 720 amino acids. The transcript has 12 exons. Gene Ontology annotation, molecular function: copper ion binding; oxidoreductase activity. The record is from RefSeq and is a predicted model, not a curated record. Gene Ontology annotation, biological process: iron ion transport. Gene Ontology annotation, cellular component: plasma membrane. NCBI's taxonomy places the organism in Eukaryota, Metazoa, Arthropoda, Insecta, Hemiptera, Cicadellidae.